Molecule: messenger RNA, 1997 nt
Organism: Grammomys surdaster
Lineage: Eukaryota; Metazoa; Chordata; Mammalia; Rodentia; Muridae
Gene: Setd7
Product: SET domain containing 7, histone lysine methyltransferase
Exons: 8
Coding region: 59-1159 (366 amino acids)
Biological process (GO): regulation of DNA-templated transcription
Cellular component (GO): chromosome
Molecular function (GO): histone H3K4 monomethyltransferase activity; protein binding
Source: RefSeq, a predicted model, not a curated record
CACCCGGAGGGACGGGAGCCGGCCGCACGGCCCGGUUCUGGGUAGGGUCGCAGCCGCCAUGGAUAGCGACGACGAGGUGGUGGAGGAAGCCGUGGAAGGGCACCUGGAUGAUGACGGUUUACCACACGGGUUCUGCACUGUCACCUAUUCUUCCACGGACAGAUUUGAGGGCAACUUUGUGCAUGGAGAAAAGACUGGACGUGGGAAAUUCUUCUUCUUUGAUGGCAGCACCCUGGAAGGAUAUUACGUGGAUGAUGCCCUGCAGGGCCAGGGUGUUUACACCUAUGAGGAUGGAGGGGUUCUCCAAGGCACGUAUGUGGAUGGGGAACUGAAUGGGCCAGCCCAGGAGUAUGACACCGACGGGAGGCUGAUCUUCAAGGGACAGUACAAAGACAACAACCGACACGGAGUGUGUUGGAUCCAUUACCCAGAUGGAGGCAGCCUCGUUGGGGAAGUCAAUGAAGACGGGGAGAUGACGGGGGAAAAGAUAGCCUAUGUGUACCCUGAUCAGAGGACUGCGCUGUACGGAAAGUUCAUUGAUGGAGAGAUGCUUGAAGGGAAACUGGCCACCCUCAUGGCCACCGAAGAAGGGAGACCACUCUUUGAACUGACGUCAGGAAGUUCCGUGUACCACUUUGAUAAAUCGACUUCCUCCUGCAUCUCUAGCGAUGCCCUCCUUCCAGACCCAUAUGAGUCCGAGAGGGUUUAUGUGGCCGACUCUCUCAUCUCCAGUGCUGGAGAAGGACUGUUUUCCAAGGUAGCCGUGGGACCCAAUACUGUUAUGUCAUUUUAUAAUGGAGUCCGAAUUACACACCAAGAGGUUGACAGCAGGGAUUGGGCCCUGAAUGGGAACACUCUCUCCCUGGAUGAGGAGACAGUCAUUGAUGUGCCUGAGCCCUAUAACCACCUGUCCAAGUACUGUGCCUCCUUGGGACACAAGGCAAAUCACUCCUUCACUCCAAACUGCGUCUAUGACCUGUUUGUCCACCCCCGUUUUGGGCCCAUCAAGUGCAUCCGCACCCUUCGAGCUGUGGAGGCUGAGGAAGAGCUGACCGUUGCUUACGGCUAUGACCACAGCCCCCCGGGGAAGAGUGGGCCCGAAGCCCCUGAGUGGUAUCAGGUGGAGCUAAAGGCCUUCCAGGCCACCCAGCAAAAGUGAAAGGCUUGGCCCUGGGUUCCAGAGACGUGGAAUAGAAACUCGGAUCUAUGCACUACAUUUAUCUGACAACGGGACAACCAGGGACUGUUCACGCCGUGACGUCACAUCCUCUCACCCCGCGUUAGCAACGAUUCUCUCGCAUACUAACUAGGUUUGACUGUAUUACUCAUACCAGAUUUAAAAUUAGCUAGCCUUGCAACAAUGCCCUACUGAGAGGUACUGUUGAACUGUUGACAACAUGGUGUUCUUUGAUGGUUGGAGUCUAAAUCUGGACCAUGUUCAGAGAUACCAAAUGAUGAGGCUGAAAAAGGGAGAUGGGGUUCUUCGGUCACUUUUAUUUUAUUUUUUUAUUUUUUUGGUUGAUGGUUUUGUUUUUUUUUUUCCAUGACGUUUUCUCUAUGGCCAGUGCAAAUGGUGUUCGGUCACCCUUGCAUGUUGCCAACGGCAGGGCAGGAAGCGAUUACAUCUUUAUAUAUAUAUAUGUAGGGUCAUUUGCCUUUUAACCUUUGAUCUGUAUCUCUUGCAAUAGAAUGGCUUUGUUUUUGUUGUUACUCUCCUAGUGAAUUGAAGCCCAGUCUUUUGAGUCAUUUCUUUAGCCUCACUAUGUUAGCUAUACUUUACAAGAAAAAGCUUCCAAACGAAUUGUGCAUUCGUAGCAGCGUACAGGUCUCUCUGGUUCUUUCUCUACCAUCUCAUUCUUAUGUCCUGAUAUAAAGUCCUGGCUCAUAAGGCCAGACUCUUAUUAUAGACUUACUAUUCUCUAUUCUCGCAUGUAAACAAAGAUAUCUUUGCUUUCAGAUGUGAGAAGAAAUGAACUUACCUUGUUUGCAUUAAGUUA